This is a messenger RNA of Caenorhabditis briggsae, 4320 nucleotides long. RefSeq names its product Protein CBR-FLT-1 (gene Cbr-flt-1). The record is from RefSeq and is a predicted model, not a curated record. The transcript has 7 exons. NCBI's taxonomy places the organism in Eukaryota, Metazoa, Nematoda, Chromadorea, Rhabditida, Rhabditidae. Bases 1 to 4320 code for a protein of 1439 amino acids. Gene Ontology annotation, molecular function: protein binding; DNA binding.
AUGGACAAUGCAAAUCCAAACCAGCUACUUCUUCUCAUGGCCUUACAAGCUCAGCAGCAACAAGCUGCUCAGCAACAGUCCCAACAGAACCAACAGCAAAAGCUGCUCCAGCAACAAAUGGCAGAAAUGGCCAAGAAGGCGGCAGCAGCCGCCGUUAAGCCUUCAACAUCUUCUGUAGCCUCCACGUCUUCUGGAGCCACACCUUCUAAGCCAUCGACGUCUUCUGGAGCCUCCAAACCUUCCCCAGCAAUGAACGCCGCGCAACAACAAAUGUCCCAGAUGCUUCAAAUGGCUCAGAUGGGAAUGGUUCUGAAUGCGUUCCAACAUCAACAGCAGAUGCAGCAGAAGCCAAAAUCAGCGGCAAAUGGGACACCGAGAAAAGCAGUUGCCACGACUACUCCGACGACGUCGAAGGCUCCUUCAACAUCUUCUGGAGCUUCUUCAUCGCCAGCUAUGACUCCAGAACUUGCCAUGGCAUGGCAGGCGCUUCAGUUUCAAGCUCUAAUGAAUGCCAACAAAAACCAGCCGAAGAAUCAGCCCGCUAGCUCGACUCCACAAUCUGCGAGCUCCAAAAAAGUCGAAGAUGAUUUGGUGAAGAAGAUGGUGGAAAGUGCGGUGAAGAAAGCAGCGGCUUCUGGAGCUACAAAGGUGGCAACGACGCCUUCUACAUCUUCUGGACCAUCCACGUCUUCGGGACCAGCCCCAACGAACAAUCUGAUGCAGAGCAUGAUGUUCCAAGCGUUGAUGCAACAAAUGCAACAGCAACAGAAGCAGCAGCAAGUCAAGGAGAAUGCCAAGAAAGCGGUAAGAGAAAAAGGGGAUACUGAACAAGCAAAAAAGGCGAAAGAAGCUGUAGCUGCUAAAGAAGCCGCGAAACAAGAAACUAAGCUAAAAGAAGAGAAAGCCAAGAAAGCAGAGCAUGUGAUGAAAAUGAUCAUGGCGAACCAUCAGCUUCAGAUGCAGAAGCUCAAGAAGAAGCAACACGAAGAGCACACCGAGCUGUCGGCGAAGAUUAGUCAGGCACACAAAGACGCGAUGGAAGGAGACGAUCCAGAAGAGCAGAAGAAGACGUUGGAAGCGAUGCUUCGACUGCCGAUUCAGUUGGGUUGGAGACGACAGACAGUUGUGAAGAGCAUCGCUGCGUCGGGUGUCAAAGGAGACGUCGCGUAUUUUGCACCGGAUGGAAAGAAGAUGAGCACCUAUUCGGAGGCUGUUAGGUACCUCGCCAAAAACGGACUGGACUUCUUGUCCCGCGAAAAUUUCCUCUUCAACACUCGCUUCAACAUUGGCGAAUUCAUAGUUCAAAACCAAACGGAAGGUGCAGACCCCGCGCGUCAAGAAAAAGAGUAUGUCAGUUUUAAAGAGGAGGAUAUCAAUAAGGAAUUGGCAAGGCUGAACCUAUUGAAAUACGCGCCAAAAAUACAUCUGAUGCCGUCAACGUCAUCUGGAGUCCCUGAAGAAGAUGUGAAGGUUAUUCCGAGAUAUGAGCCACCUGAGGAACCACUGGAUCCAGCGGAUCUCAACGAUGAAUUCGCCGAGGAGCAGAUGCAUAGCCAAAUGAUGUCGAAUGGAAUGCAAAUGGAGGUUCGGGAUCGGGAAUCUGACGACUUGCUGGUCAAUUUUCAUGAUAUUGGGCAUUUGCCAGAAUUUGCCAGAAUCGAAAAUCAAUGUUUGGAUGCUCAAGGAUUCGCUGACGCCCUAAUGAUUCAUGAAUUUAUUCAAAACUUUGGGCAUGUUCUAGGAAUUGAUCUUGAAACGACACCAAAAUUGGAGGCACUGUGUGCUGGACUGGCUGGCGACGCGGCUCAUUCGGACUCGUUUUUGCAGUUGACUAGGCAACUAUUACGGUUGGCGCUGGAGUUUCCCGGAAUGGGAAACGAGAAAAGAUUCGGUCAAGGCGGCGGCGAGAUGGGCCUGGACCGUGAGAACUUCUCCGAAGUUCUUCGUAUCUUUCUUCUCGACAAGGGAAAACGUGGCGCAGAACUCUCACAACCUCUGCUCUCCUCCAACUUCCUCUCCCUCACCGGCGAACAAAAAGCUGCGAUCCUCGCAUUCCUAUGUGAUGAAUUGGUGUGCUCCCGGAAUGUGGUCACCGAGAUUGACAGGAAUUUGGAAGAGGUUUCUAGACUAAAAGGAGAGAAAUGGAUGAGAGAAGGAAAGGCAAGAGCAUUGAGACAAGCGAGGAGCAAUAAGAAGAAAAUGGAUGAAAAAGUGGUUAAGGAGGAGGUCGUCAGCAAUAUGGAGACAGAUUCUGAGCCACCGACCAGGCCAGUGACACCCAAGAAGAAUGGCAAUGGAGUCGCCGCUACUUCUCCUCAGGCUAAUGGAGCUCCGGGAGCUCCAGGAUCCCAAGCUCUAGCCCCCGUUCCAGGAGCUCAAGCUCAAUCUCAAGUCCGAAAAUUCACGCCAGGACUCGGCCAAUGCGAGGUGCUCACCGAGCAAGAAGAAUCCAUGUCGCUUGAUCAGAUGGAUGGUCUGAUCGAAGAUCUUCAUCAGGAGUCCCUAAACAUCAAUAGGAAGAUCCACGAUACCAAUCAGAAGAUCCGAUCCUUCCCAUUCGGAGCCGACAGAUUCCAUAGAAACUACUGGAUGCUAGCUCACACCGACGCGGUGCUCGUCGAAUCGCUGGAAUCUUCUGGAGUCAACAAUCCAGCAUGCACGGCUUCAGAGUAUGCAUCUAGGGAUCCCCCAUACCUGGAAGAUAGAUUGACAGAGGGCGCUUGCGCAGGAAUCGACAUCGAUGUAAUCGCUUUUGUCGAGGAUCUGGUCGACGAGGUUAUAUUCCAAAGGGCCAAGGCGGAUAAGAAGAUCAGAAAGAGAUACAGGAGGAUUGAGAAUCCAACAAAGCGGGGUUGGUGGACAGUACCUAGUAAAGAUUCUCUAGAAUCACUUCGAUCGUGCAUGCUGAGUCGAGGAAUCCGAGAAAGAGCUCUUCAUCGACUCCUCUCCAAACCUUGGUUCCUAAACGAUCUGAAAUUCGGAACCAUCACCUUGGAAAAAGUAUUGGAGCCCGUGGAUUUGGAGCUAAUUGGAAUCCAGGGAUGGAAUAGGUUGAAUCAAGCUAUCGACAAGUUGAGAGCGCAUAUGAAGAUGACAGAUAUCUCGGUAUCAAAUUCGGAUGUAGCUAAACCGGUGGUGGUCCCAACUACAAUGGCACUGGCGCAGAUUGUCAAGGAUGGUGUUGCUUGGAAAGUUCUGGACCCUCAAGAUGGUGGCGACGAGAGCCUUGACGAGUUCAUGAUUCGCCAGAAAAUUCUGGAGACUGCUGAAAUGGUGGACGCGAAGUAUUGGCGUCCUCGGUUCCGUAUUCCGGAAGGAGCGGAGACCUGUCAGUUGUUUGAGGAUUGGAAGGAGUACGUCAGAGAGGAGGCGACGACGACUAGUCAGCUGAUGGUGGCACUGCAGGCGCUCGAAGGAAUGAUUAUGUGGGAGCGGUCGUCGAGAGAAGCACUUUGUCAGAUUUGUAAAAGUAUGGAUGGUGAUGAGAUGUUGGUGUGUGAUGGUUGCGAGAGUGGAUGUCAUAUGGAGUGCUUUAGGCCCCGCAUGACAAAAGUGCCCGACGGCGAUUGGUUCUGCCAAAAGUGUCGUCAAGAGAAGUCUGGCAAGCCCCUUUGUAUGUUCUGCACCCGUGAAACUGGCCACCUCCAUCAAUGCAAUCGUUGUGCAUACCACGUCCAUGAGGAAUGCGCACGAGACGGACCAAAAGAGACUAUCAAUCGAGACACUUUUAUCUGUCCCCACUGCCAAGAUAUCAAACAGAUGCGAUUCGCGAAACGAGUCAUGUUGCGAAGCGAAUCGGAGGAGCGGGAGAUGGAAGAGGAGGAGAAGAAGAAGCAGCAAGUGGAGAAGACGCCCGCUGAAAAUAACACUGAAAAUAAAAAUGGAGUCAUGGAAAAGAGGGGCGGAGCCAUAGGCGGCACCUUGAAACGAAAAAUUGAGCCAAUUGUGAAUGGAGGAAUGCCGAAAACAAUGACUAGAGAGUUGUGCCUUCUGAUGUUGGAUGAGCUGGUUGCUCAGCCUAGUGCACAGCCUUUCCUGGAGCCUGUCAAUCCUAAACUGGUACCAGGAUAUAAGAUGGUUAUCGCAAAGCCGAUUGAUUUGAGAACGAUUCGACAGAAGAAUGAGAAGGCGAUAUACGAAACUCCAGAAGACUUUGCCGAAGACGUCGAGCUGAUGUUUGCCAACUGCCGUCAAUUCAAUAUCGAUCAUUCAGAAGUGGGACGUGCCGGCAUGAAUCUCAAUAAAUUCUUCCAUAAACGAUGGAAGCAACUGAAAUACAACUUCAUCAAACGACUCCGACGUGUCAAUCGACAGAGCUAA